CUCUCUCCCUCUCCCCCCCUCAGCCAAUGUGCGCACGGUGACGCUGCGCAAAGGCAGGAUCUAGUCCCGACUGCGCCGUCGUAUUUAACACACCCACCCAGAUCCACACAUGCUACAAGAGGUGCUGUUCUCUCACACCGCUGCACUCCUGGAGGCUACCUGGCCCCGCGGGGAGGAUUCCUGUCUCCUGUUACCCGAUGUGCGCUUUCUCAUCCCGCUGGCUCGCGUCGGGUGAUUAGCUGCGGCCAGAUGUGACAGAAUUACGCAUCCCGCCGAGGAUCGCCGAGGUGGAUGAGAGCGCACACGUCGGCUACUUUGCGGGGACUUUCCCUAAAAAACAGUUUAUUGCGAAGAGCUGCACUCCCCGUACAUUUCUAUCCCACGUCCCAGCUGGUGCGCUGCUGCUGCCGCCGCGCUCCCCCUCUCGGGAUCGGGGCUGGACGGUGAGACCUCUGCGCGCAGUCGGACCUCCCGGACACACGCGUUUAAUGGAUCCAUUUCCUCAGCUGGUUUCGGACCGUACUCACUUGUUCUGCACAAUAUCCGGUGGUCGACGGGAGCGGCUGUUUGAGAAGAAUGUGGUUUGCGCCAAUCCAGCGCUGGUGUGAACCCACUCGACCUGCUCUACCUGGACACUCGCGGGUGGUUUUUGCGCUCCUGAACCAGCGCCCGGACACGCGCGCGCACUGAGCACAACUCGGAUGUUGAAGAUCCAAAGGCUGAACACUGAAUCCUCCACUCAAGACGGCAAGUGAAGAUGGCUCCUACGUGUUUAAUGUAUAUUUCAUUAGAUUGGCGUCCAGUCUAAUCAACAUCAUCAGCGAUGUAGUCAGCCUGUUCAUCUGCGUGCUGAUCAUUUGCAGUAAGUACUCACAUCUGCUCAAACGGGAGACCAUGAAGAUGAUCCUCCUGCGCAAAUUCCGGGUUCUGAUCCUCAUGGUGUUCCUCAUCGCAUGCUCCAUGCACAUAAUGAUAGACUUGCUACCAAAGCUGGAGAGGCACGGCAACAGCGGCUGCUCCUGCUCCCACACGCCGAGCGAGGAGCCCCAGAGCUGGGGGAAGCAGCAGGGCUGGCCCAACAAGCACACCCUGCGGAUCCUCCAGGACUUCAGCAACGAGCCCAGCUCCAACGUGUCCUCCCACUCCCUGGAGAAGAUCCCGGUCACGGGCGACAAAACGCAGGCUCUCCGGCGGCUGGAGCUCCACGGGCUGCGCGGUGACAGGAAGAGACAGUUCAUCCAGGACGCGGCCAAGAACAUGCCGGUGAAGGGUUCAAGGUUGCUGGCUCUCUAUGAGCACCCCUUAUAUAAAAGAGCCCUGCCGCCUCUGACAGACGAGGACACGCUGUUCAACGUCAACACGGACAUCAGAUUUGACCCCAAAGCAGCAGAGGAUCAGGCAUGGAAUACUGAAGGCAACGUAGAUGAGUUUAGCCCCACAGGGGAGCUGACAGCAGAGUCCUACCCUAACUGGCUCCGCUUCCACAUUGGGAUUAAUCGAUACGAGCUGUACUCCAGACACAACCCGGUCAUCGAUGCCCUCCUGAAGGACCUGGUCACCCAGAGAAUCACCAGUGUGGCGAUGAAGUCUGGAGGCACUCAGCUGAAGCUCAUCAUGACCUUCCAGAACUACGGCCAGGCUCUGUUCAAACCUAUGAAGCAGACCCGGGAGCAGGAGACGCCGCCAGACUUCUUCUACUUCUCUGACUUUGAGAGGCACAACGCUGAGGUCGCUGCCUUCCAUCUGGACAAGAUCCUGGACUUCCGCCGCGUGCCCCCUGUGGCCGGCAGGCUGGUGAACAUGACGAAGGAGAUCAGAGACGUCACGCGAGACAAGAAACUCUGGAGGACCUUCUUCAUCUCACCAGCCAACAACGUGUGUUUCUACGGAGAGUGUUCGUACUACUGCUCCACCGAGCACGCUCUGUGCGGGAAACCGGACCAGAUCGAGGGAUCCCUGGCGGCCUUCCUCCCGGACCUGGCCCUCGCCAAACGCAAGACCUGGAGGAACCCGUGGAGACGCUCCUACCACAAACGCAAGAAGGCAGAGUGGGAGGUGGACCCAGAUUACUGCGAGGAGGUCAAACAGACGCCACCGUACGACAGCGGGACGAGGCUGCUGGACAUCAUGGACAUGACCAUCUUUGACUUCCUCAUGGGAAACAUGGACCGCCACCAUUAUGAGACAUUUGAAAAGUUUGGAAAUGAGACUUUCAUCAUCCAUCUGGACAACGGCCGAGGCUUUGGGAAGCACUCCCACGAUGAGAUUUCCAUCCUGGUGCCGUUGACCCAGUGCUGCAGGGUCAGGAAGUCGACCCACUUGCGUCUGCAGCUACUGGCUAAGGAAGAAUACAAGCUGUCCACGCUCAUGGCAGAAUCCCUGGUGAGGGACCGGCUCAGUCCCAUCCUCAUCCUGCCGCAUCUGGAGGCCAUGGACCGACGAAUACGCCAGGUGCUGAAUGUGCUGUCAGAGUGCAUCGAGAAGGAGGGCUACAGCUACGUGAUGGAGGACGACCUCCAGGGGGACAGGGGGAAAGACCACGUUCACGCCGGCCCGCGGCGGAGGUAGCUGUCCGGGGGGUGGGGGGCCCUGGAUGGAACUGAACACUUGGAGAUAGGAGGCUGGACGGAGCAGAUCCAGCCUUUGUUUUUAAACUGAACUGGCUUCCUGUUACACAGAUGAGCUCCAUCUGUGCUGAAUUCCUCAGAGGGCUCGGUUUGUGCUGAACUGACAGAGGAAGCCCACCUGCCUGAGAUUU
Hippoglossus stenolepis (Pacific halibut) is the source of this 2758-nucleotide messenger RNA. It is a transcript of the gene fam20cb, whose product is annotated as FAM20C golgi associated secretory pathway kinase b. The coding region runs from base 895 to 2568 and encodes 557 amino acids. The record is from RefSeq and is a predicted model, not a curated record. NCBI's taxonomy places the organism in Eukaryota, Metazoa, Chordata, Actinopteri, Pleuronectiformes, Pleuronectidae. Gene Ontology annotation, cellular component: Golgi apparatus. Gene Ontology annotation, molecular function: protein serine/threonine kinase activity. The transcript is spliced from 11 exons. Gene Ontology annotation, biological process: protein phosphorylation.